AUGGAAAAUUCUAUACAAAAUAAAGUUUCACAAUUUUUGUGUGAUGUAUCAUAUGGAGGGUUUCAAGAGUUUGAUCAGCAAGCUCUUGGAAUACAGUACAAUAAAGCUUCUGAUUAUGUCAAAAAAGACUUGAAAGAUGUAAAUUGUUUAGUCUUACUCCGAAACCAUAAAAGAAAAUAUUGGGGCAUCAAAGCAAUUGACCUUGAGAUCAUUUAA
Molecule: messenger RNA, 216 nt
Organism: Entrophospora sp. SA101
Lineage: Eukaryota; Fungi; Glomeromycota; Glomeromycetes; Entrophosporales; Entrophosporaceae
Source: the annotation of a GenBank genome assembly